Botrytis fragariae is the source of this 1932-nucleotide messenger RNA. RefSeq names its product putative ankyrin repeat and btb poz domain protein. The coding region runs from base 1 to 1932 and encodes 643 amino acids. Gene Ontology annotation, molecular function: protein binding. The transcript is spliced from 3 exons. Gene Ontology annotation, cellular component: ubiquitin ligase complex; cytoplasm. The record is from RefSeq and is a predicted model, not a curated record. Lineage: Eukaryota; Fungi; Ascomycota; Leotiomycetes; Helotiales; Sclerotiniaceae.
AUGGUAAAACGGAAAGAUGAGCUCGAAGUUCAACUGAAGGAUGAGCACCAGUUGAUCAAGGAAGGACUUUUGAGAGAUGAGAGUCCCCUUGAUACCAGUCCCGAAUUCCAAGAGCUUUGCGUUGCUUGUCGAAUUGGUGAUGUUAAGAGGGUUCAGCAAGCAAUUACUACUCCUGGAAUCAAUAUCAAUGCUAGGGAUCCGUUUGACUAUACGCCAUUGAUCUUGGCAAGUCUUUGUGGGCAUUACAAUGUAGUUCAACUACUUCUCGAAGCUGGAGCUCUCUGCGAACGCGAUACAUUCCAAGGGGAGAGAUGUUUAUACAACGCAUUGAACGAUCGAAUUCGAAACCUUCUAUUAAAGUACGAAUAUUCGAAGUCUAGGGACCCAUUACAAUCAUUCGCUUCUCAUAUCACCUCUCUUCUUACUAGGCAGACUCCUGAAACUUCGGACAUAACACUCAGUGCUGGAUCAGAAUCAUGGAAUUUACACAAGAUGAUACUUUCUGCCCGGUCACCGUAUAUGCAAAGAAAGCUUUCUGCUGCCCCAGAAACCAAGUCAUGGAAAUUAGAACCUUCCAUUCCCCCAGAAUGUUUUCAGGUUGCUUUUCGAUAUUUAUACAUGGGUGAAGUGCCAUCAGAUCUUGGUCUUAGAUCUAGCAGCUCUGUGGACGAUGUGCUCAAAGGGAUUGAUAAGAUCAGCAAACAGCUUGAGAUUGAAUCCCUCUGGGAAGGGCUCUUGAGUGGGCGUGAUAGAAGAAUAGCUCGGCAACGGUAUCAAGAUGAAGUUUCACGAGCAAGGAAUCAGAUGGAGUCUUGGUAUCGAGGGAAUGUUUUGAAGCAUAAGAUACACAUCGAUACCGUGAAGGCCAAGGAUGUGAAGUGGACUAGGAAUAAUUCGAUGUUUGCGGAUGUUCUGUUACAAGCAAACGAAAAUGUAGUUUCCGAUGAGGCUUUGAGUUCUGGGCCAGAAACGCCAACACCUAACACAACUGUUUCCCUAAAUGGUAUUCCUGUUGGCCCCUCGAGCUCAUUGCCCCAAGAGACAUCAACCGCCAAUUCACCUCAGAAAUCUAUACUCUAUCCUGCGCACCGCGCUAUGCUCAUACGAUCAGAAUACUUCCAAACGAUGUUUAGUUCCUCGUUUCAAGAAGCUCAGGUUACUGAUUAUUUGCAAAUUAUCUACGUCGAUUGCCCCCCUGCUGUACUAGAGCUCAUCCUCGAUUUUCUUUACACCGAGAGUGUUGAUAUUCCUCUCGAUCUUGCGAUAGACGUUCUUCUUGCAGCGGACAUGCUCUUCAUUGAGAAACUCAAAACUAAAGCUGCAGUAGUUAUAAGCACUCUCGGAAAUGGUUCGAGCACACUGGCUGAUCGCACACACACCGACAGUGAUGAAUUAGAUGUGGAGCUAAUUAACCCUUAUGAUGUUAUGAGAGCUGGAUGGUUGACAAGAGUCCAAAGACUAGAGGAAUUUUGUGCUAGGUACAUGGCGUAUAGGUUGGAAGACUAUAUUGAUGAGCCAGAGUUUGAGGAAUUGAUUAAGGAGAGUGCGGGUAGAAUUGAAAAGAGACAGGAGACUGACACUAUUGAAUUACUCGAUGAUAUUCGCUUUUACCUAUCAGAACGCUUCAGGCUCCGAUUUGAAGACUCGGGCCUCGAAGAUAUGAUGGAUGAGAAUAUAAAUGAGAACGGUGAACAAAACGGAGAUGAAAAGGGAGUAAUCGAUGAUGUUACAUCUGCGAAUGCUGUGAAGUCUAGCACAGUGGUUGAUAUAAACCCAACCCAGUCCCCUGUCCUUGAUCCAAUGAUGAAUGGUCAGAUACGGACUCUCAAUGGUGAAAUUGCAGGUGAUGAAUUUGCCGCAGAUGCUAUAAAUUACCAAACUUUACUUGGAAAGAUAGACAACUUGUUAGAAAGAUUGAAGUUAGAUGCUUAG